CAGCAGGAGCUCACAUCCAAUAGCACGAGCGCCGAGAUGAAUAUUCCAAGCGGGAGCGUCGGCUCGAGCGCACAUCUGGAUGCGCGGCGUGACGAGAGAAGGAAGCGCUCAGUGCGAGUUCACGUGGAGAGACGCUGAUCAGACGGUGCCGAGGAGAGGGAUAUGCUGUGUGACGUCACCAGGUGCUCGUGUUAAUGAGACUGACGGUGUUUUUUUUUGUUUUGUUUUUUUAAAUAAAAGAAAGCGUGUCCUCAUGCACCGCGGAAUCCCUCGCCACAUGACAAGCCGCAAUAAGGAGCUCCUGGAGGACAUCGUGUCCAGCCUGUGGGAGCUGGAGACCGCCAGGCAGAGACAGGAGAGACUCGUGCUGGGUGUCCUGGCAACUGGAGGAGACACCGAGACUCCGACAUGGCAGCAGAAACAGCUCAGGGAUGCCCCUGGUGGUGUACUGGAGGUACUGCAGCAGCAGCUCAGUGAAUUAACUGUGGACCCCAACACAGAGGACAGUGUGUCUAGUUCAGGUUUCUACGAGCAGAGUGAGAUUCAGUCCACUUUAAAACACUCGAAAUCUUCACCAAGUCUUUCUUUUUACAGCCACAGAGGCAGAUCAGCAGAAGACGCCUACAUGCUGGACUGGGGGUCCCAAAGGGUACGACCCUUGCGUUCGUUUCUGCCUCGGUCAUUCUCUGCCCCCUAUACCACUUUAGAAGGCAUUGCAGAAGGAAUCGAGGAUGAAGAGGAUGAUGAUGACGAUGGAACUCUGUGGUCAAAAGGUCAAACGGCAAAUGGAGAGGACGUGAAUGAACCGCACAUGAGUCCCAUUAUGAAUUUAAAUAAAGAUGGUGGCCCCAUUGUAUCCCAUGCUGAUCAUCAGGUUCCCAUUGUGGAGGAGGACGAGGAACCUACGGCAGAGGACAUUCAGCAAGCAAUGCGUGUAGAGACUUAUAUUUUGGGUCUUCUGCAACGCUAUUGCAUCAACCAAACACCCACCUCUCCUACUCCUGACUGCUGGCAAGAACUGAAUGCUUAUCCCUCUGACUAUUGCGAACAACCUGAAAAUUCAGAGUGGCAGCAAUGGGAAUUGUGUAACAAUGAAAAGGAAUCGCAAAAUAGGUUGUAUCUGGAAGAUGAGGCUAAUCGAUUCUCACAGGCUUGCAAAGAUCUAACCUUUUCCAUAGAGCCAUCUAGUAUCAUUGCAGAUGUAGACUCACGUUAUCUUCAUCAUUCCAUUGUUUCUCUAACUUCAACCUCUGAAUCUCCCAAACAAGACUGGGAAUCUAUAUCUCUGGACAUGCCACAUCAGCUGCCAAUAGCCAGAAUGUAUCAGGAGGAAAGCUGGCCGCAGAAACAUCUUAAGACAAUUAGCCAAGCUCAAUCAGAAGGCAACUUCCGAUCCCAAGGUUUUUAUACCAAACUUGAACAAGAAUACCCCCCACAGGGCUGGGAUAUGGAUAUGCACCGCUUUAAUGAAGACUAUAUGUCCAAUCAGAGACUCUGGAGCUCCGCGGCAGACCUCGGUCGAGAAGAGAAGGCAAUGUUUUGUAGAGCGGAGGAACGACCACCGAGAGACGCAAACCUGCCAUUACAGAUCACCCCACAUUUGUGUCUGGAGUACAGUGAGCACGAUCAAUGCAUUGGGAAUGAUAUGAAUGCUAGAAGAACUCAAGGAGACGGAUCUGACUCCACGUCGAGUGAGACGUGCUCACCCGGGUCCAGCUUAAAGUCAAGUGACUCUGAUGAAAGUGGGGGCCUAGUGUGGCCUCAGGAAGUGCCCCCUGGUGUGCCUUCUUUCUCCCAGAAUGCACCUACUGCCAUGGUCAGGAUCAAAGCCUCACAUGCACUGAAGAGGAAGAUCCUGCGUUUCCGCUCAGGCUCGCUAAAAGUUAUGACCACUGUGUAGUCUCAGAUAUGAAAUUAGAGAUUUGUUUGGGAUAUGCUGUGCUUCCAGGGUUUGAUGGUGUAAUGAUGAUAGAAAGUGGAAAUCAUCUGAGCACCAAAAGCUGGAUUUAAUACAUGAACUUACUGUAUUCUGACCGAGUUGAAUGUUGAGUGACAUCCUUUGUACAGUUCCCAUAUGGUUUAAUUAUGGAGGAUUCUCAGCACACAAACAUAAUUUUUGGUUUUCUGGAUGAGUGACUUACAGUAAAUACUGUUCUUUCUUAAAAUUAUUUUUGAAUUUUGGCCCUUUUGGUUUCAAUCAUAAAAAACAAACUGAUAUUUCUGAUUUGUGGAUUUCGCUGAUGUUUAAUCUGUCCUGGGUGUCACAAUAGAGCAGCAGGCAUUGUUUCUGCUUUGUCAUGUCUGAAUGCAUUCCUGUGGAUAGUCCAGCUGUCCUUCUCCUCCUACAACAUGCUUGUCAGUGUAUUGUGGCUUUGCCGUUGACAUUUCCUAAUUUGUAUUCUUGGAAUAAGAUCAACAUCAACAACAACAACCCUGUCCAGGAUAAAGUGAAUGAAGACCAAUGAAGGAGGAUCAUGGGCAUGACGCUUAGAAAUACCACAUUGCACCUUAUUUAAAAAGAUUUCUCUUGAUAUUGCUGAACUGUGAUAAUUAAGACACAUUGCCUCUUUUGGGGGCAUAUGCAAGAUGUACUUACUGCAGGAACGAAGAAAGAUUUUUUUUGUCUCCUAGAAGGUUUUCCCUCCACUUUUUAUGAUGUACCUGACAAUAACCAUAGCCAUUGGUGGGCAAAGUAUACAAAUCCUCUAUGUGAGUAAAAGUAGAGAUACACCAAGUCAAAUAUUACUCAAGUAAAAGAUUACAUUUACAUUACAGUAACAUAUGCAAAUGUUUUAACUCACUGUUGGCUAAACCAUAGUAAA
Molecule: messenger RNA, 2822 nt
Organism: Clarias gariepinus (North African catfish)
Lineage: Eukaryota; Metazoa; Chordata; Actinopteri; Siluriformes; Clariidae
Exons: 4
Coding region: 80-1900 (606 amino acids)
Biological process (GO): negative regulation of canonical Wnt signaling pathway
Cellular component (GO): cytoplasm
Source: RefSeq, a predicted model, not a curated record